Saccharomyces eubayanus is the source of this 1467-nucleotide messenger RNA. RefSeq names its product fumarase FUM1 (gene FUM1). NCBI's taxonomy places the organism in Eukaryota, Fungi, Ascomycota, Saccharomycetes, Saccharomycetales, Saccharomycetaceae. Gene Ontology annotation, molecular function: fumarate hydratase activity. Bases 1 to 1467 code for a protein of 488 amino acids. Gene Ontology annotation, cellular component: tricarboxylic acid cycle heteromeric enzyme complex; mitochondrion. The transcript has a single exon. The record is from RefSeq and is a predicted model, not a curated record. Gene Ontology annotation, biological process: malate metabolic process; tricarboxylic acid cycle; fumarate metabolic process.
AUGUUGAGAUUUUCCAAUUCUAGUUUUAAAGCAAUUGUGCAAUCCUCAUACAAACUGGAUAUAAGAAGAAUGAGCUCUACGUUUAGAACAGAAACCGAUGCAUUCGGUGAGAUCAACGUCCCCGCUGACAAGUAUUGGGGCGCUCAAACCCAAAGAUCGUUCCAAAACUUCAAGAUUGGUGGUGCUCGUGAAAGAAUGCCAUUGCCGCUAGUGCACGCUUUUGGUGUCUUGAAGAAAUCCGCCGCCAUUGUGAACGAGUCUCUUGGGGGGUUGGAUCCCAAGGUUUCCAAGGCUAUUCAACAAGCUGCUGACGAGGUGGCCGCGGGUAAACUGGAUGACCAUUUCCCACUGGUCGUUUUUCAAACAGGUUCCGGUACCCAAUCAAACAUGAACGCCAAUGAAGUCAUCUCCAACCGUGCAAUUGAGAUCUUAGGUGGUAAGAUCGGGUCCAAACAGGUCCAUCCAAACAACGACUGCAACCAGUCUCAGUCUUCCAAUGACACUUUCCCCACCGUCAUGCAUAUUGCUGCCAGUUUGCAAAUCGAAAACGAAUUGAUACCUGAAUUAACCAAUUUGAAAAAUGCGCUAGAGGCCAAAUCCAAGGAAUUCGAACACAUUGUGAAGAUCGGUAGAACACAUUUGCAAGACGCUACACCUUUAACGUUGGGUCAGGAAUUCUCCGGUUACGUGCAACAGGUCGAAAACGGUAUUCAAAGAGUGGCCCAUACUUUGAAAACCCUAAGUUUCUUGGCUCAAGGUGGUACUGCUGUUGGUACAGGUUUGAACACGAAACCGGGAUUCGAUGUCAAGAUAGCUGAACAGAUUUCCAAAGAAACCGGACUAAAGUUUCAAACCGCCCCCAACAAAUUUGAAGCCUUGGCUGCCCACGAUGCCAUUGUUGAAUGUAGCGGUGCUCUAAAUACUCUUGCGUGCUCUCUUUUCAAAAUAGCUCAGGAUAUAAGGUACUUGGGGUCGGGGCCACGUUGUGGCUACAACGAACUAAUGUUGCCCGAGAACGAGCCAGGUUCCUCCAUUAUGCCCGGUAAAGUUAACCCCACACAAAACGAAGCAUUGACGCAAGUGUGUGUUCAAGUUAUGGGUAACAAUGCUGCCAUCACAUUUGGUGGUUCCCAAGGUCAAUUCGAAUUGAAUGUAUUUAAACCGGUCAUGAUCGCCAAUCUGUUGAACUCGAUCAGAUUAAUAACAGAUGCGUCACGUUCGUUCAGAGUACACUGUGUCGAAGGAAUCAAAGCCAACGAACCUCGUAUCCACGAAUUAUUGACUAAAUCCUUGAUGUUGGUCACUGCUUUGAACCCAAAGAUUGGUUACGAUGCCGCUUCCAAGGUCGCCAAAAAUGCUCAUAAAAAGGGUAUCACCUUGAAGGAAAGUGCCCUGGAAUUGGGCGUGUUGACCGAGGAAGAAUUUGAUGAAUGGGUCGUUCCCGAAAAUAUGUUAGGUCCCAAAUAG